AUGUCGUCCUUCUAUGUCUCUGAAUACGACGAGUGGAGACAGCGACAGAAUGCAAUGAUGAAUCAUGAGGAAGAAACAGAAAGCUCAAACCACCAAGAACCCAAGAUAGAUCCUCCUAGGCACAAUCACAACACACACAACCGUAACCAGCGAAACCAACAAUUGGCGACCAGCCAAAUCAGCCACUACAAUUCCACAGGUGCCAAUUCCAGUUUGUACGUCAAGUCCGAUGACGCGCCUCCACAACAACAAGAAGAGGAGGAAGAUGAAGACUUGGGUUACUUUGAUAUUCAUCUUGGCCCUUCGGCCCGAGUGUCAGCCUUGCAUUUGGACGUACGAGACUCCGCUACGUUAAUACCGACCCGAGAAUCCGAUUAUGGGACGGACCCCAAGCCUGUCAGUUGGAACGUUCGCAAGUCCAACUCACGCGCUAAUAACAAAAAGACGACUCCUGCUAGGUCUAGGCAGAGUAACUUGUAUUCGAUGGACGAAGUAUCAGAGGAGGACGACGAGGCCAUUAUAGAACAUAUUGAACGGAGUUUUCGGACGGCACCGCUCCAUACGAGUAGCGACACCAAAUCCACGGCACCACUGGCGUCAUCGCCGAGUAGUGAUUCCAAAAAUUCGAGGGACUUUACUCGACCGAUUGUAGCAAAAAGGAAAGGAUCACCAAAACCAACAUAUCCUGAACCAAAUCGAAGGUUCGGACUGAAAGCAGCAAUAUUUUGUCUGGGAAUGGUGGGGCUAAUUAUUUGGCUGUUGAAUUCGCAAGGGCAAAUACGCUUUUGGGAACAGACAGAGUCGCCCAAAGGAAUGACCACUGGUACUUCUCCUGCUGCAAUACCCUUGGCCAGGCCGGCCAAGUCCACCUUUGUCCAAGAAUUUGGGACUGGCAUUGAGGAAUACUUGGAUGAUCCGGAUUCUCCUCAGUUCAAAGCCGCCAAAUGGAUGGAUGAAGUCGACACUCGAUUCCAAUUGCCAUUGGUAAGCGGUGACUCGGCAGCUUUUCGGCAGAGAUUUGUCUUAGCGACUUUUUAUUUUGCCACUGGUGGUGGAGACGGCUUUUGGUAUGACGAUUACUCUUUCUUGUCUGCUAGCCAUGAAUGCAACUGGAACUCAGGAUCAAGUGGAAUCCAGUGCAACUCUAGCCGCGUUGUGAUUGGAAUCAAAAUGCUCUUGAAUGGUCUUCGAGGCUCGUUGCCCCCCGAAAUUGGUGCCCUGGAGAAUCUUCAAAGCAUCACGCUAGAUGGAAAUAGAAUUACUGGGUCAAUUCCAGAAGAAAUCUACCGACUGACCAACCUUCGAUCCCUAUCAAUGCCAUUCAAUCAAUUUAGCGGGAGCAUUAGCCCGUCCAUUGGUAAUCUUCAGGAGCUGACGACUCUGUGUCUAGAACAAGGAUCGCUGGGUGGCACUUUCCCAGCGGAGAUGAACUUUUUGACCAACCUGGAAACCGUUGAACUAUCCAAGAACUUCUUCGUAGGAAGAAUACCUUAUGAAAUGGCGAACUUUCCUCGUCUACAAAAGCUGGAUGUUUCCAACAACAACCUCAGGGGAAGAAUACCGCAAGGAAGCUAUCGAGGAAUGGAAGAAUUCAUUGUGGAUACGAAUCAGCUCACGGGUGAAUUCCCACGAUCUGUACUCAGGCGGAAAUUAACAAAGCUAAGUCUACACAACAAUCGACUCAGCGGUAAACUUCCCUUGAAUGAAUGGACAACUGCUACGUCCCUCGAGUCUAUUGACAUCUCUUACAAUGAGUUCCAAGGCCGCAUCCCUCCCACGAUCGGAUCCAUUCGUGAUUUGAAUACCCUUGUUGCCAGGGAUGCAGGACUGUCCGGACCACUUCCUCCCGACUUAGAUAAUACUUCAUUGGAGGUGCUGAACGUUGAAGGAAACUCUUUGAGCGGAAGUAUUCCGCUGAGUUAUGCAAAUCUUCCUUUGGUACAAUUCGCGAUUGGCCGAAACCUUUUAGCUGGAGAUAUAUCAUUCCUAUGUGCACUAUCUACUAUUCAGGAAUUGUCAGCGGACUGUGCGCGUCAAUCUGGUAUCUUUUGUUCUUGCUGCACAACAUGUUUCUCAAAGCAACAGCGAGAUUCAAAGAACAACAUUUUUGAUCGGUCAACUGGUUGA
This is a messenger RNA of Cylindrotheca closterium, 2127 nucleotides long. The record is from the annotation of a GenBank genome assembly. Lineage: Eukaryota; Bacillariophyta; Bacillariophyceae; Bacillariales; Bacillariaceae.